Rhipicephalus microplus (southern cattle tick) is the source of this 3681-nucleotide messenger RNA. Its product is annotated as protein FAM136A. Lineage: Eukaryota; Metazoa; Arthropoda; Arachnida; Ixodida; Ixodidae. The record is from RefSeq and is a predicted model, not a curated record. Gene Ontology annotation, cellular component: cytoplasm.
GUUAGCGCACGUGGUUAUGUCUGCUUGCUUGAGCGACGCUGGCGGAGGCUCUCUAAUGCCGGUAGCAUAAGCCCGUAAGUGCUCAAGUGCGAGGAACGCCGCCUCAAGCAGGGUAUUCUCCAAGGAAGAUUACUGUGCCGAACUAAUCGAUAGAAUGGCUGAAGAUGCCGCUCAGCGUGUUCAAACUGCCGUGGGCAACAUGGUCAAGGAUCUCGACAACACUUAUCUCCGCAAAAUAUUGGGCAAUAUGCACAGGUGUGCAGUUAAGUGUUGUGAUGACUCCAGCUUGUCUAUGGAUGGUGCUCGCUCAUGCAUAGGGAAGUGCUCUGAACCUCUAAACAAAGCCCAAGACAAAGUUGAAGGUGAACUAGGAAAUUUUCAGGAACGCAUACGAAUUUGUGUAAAGCAGUGCGAGAAUGAUGUACGGGACCAGAUGAGCCCAAAGACAACAGAAGCAGAAGCAUUCAAGCUGAAAGACCAGUAUAGCUCGUGUGUUGUGAAGUGUGCAGACAAACAUAUUGCUCUUGUGCCACAGAUGCAUCGAAGGAUGAAAGAGUCCCUAAGUGAACUUUAGAUUCUACUGUACACGGUUGUUUCAGUUAUUUGCACUAGCUUUUGUGGCUAUAGAAUGAAUGAAUACCAAUUUACAUGGCAUAUGGCCUUGAUUGUUGCUAUCUGCCAUAAAUGUUUGAUGAUCAAAGGAAAAUAAUAAUUGUUGUUUUGGCUUUACUUCACAAGUACUUUUGGUGUCAAUUAUUAGGCCAUACAAAGGUAACCAGCAAGUGUCAAAUGUUCUCGAGGGCUGACUUAGUUUAUCAACAUAAUAGAGGUUAUUGACUGAUGCUGAAAAAUUCAGAGCUCUUCAAGGAAGCUCUGCAGCCCUUAUAUUCACCUUCAUUGUACAAAGCCAAAUAAUGCAUACAAUGUCAAUUACUAUAUCCUGUAAAAUCCCAAGCACCCCCCCCCCCCCCCCUUCCAUGGCGAACAGUAAUGCGUCAAGAUUUGGAGAGGUAGCCCUUGUUCGGUUAUGGAUCUAAAUUCAAGAUGGUGGCAGAAGAGCUGCAAAAAAUAACGCCCAACCAUGCUUCUAAUGCAAUGCCUAUUAAAUAUGUAUUCACUCACCGUUUUUCUUCAUCCUUGUCAGGAGCAUAGUAACAGUGAAAAUGGUGGGAGGGAAGAAGUGGUCACAUAUUUGAAGAACGGAGGGGUCCACCUGCUCGAGAUUUUACGGAACUAAUUGGUUGUUUUAUAAAUAAUAAAUUAACAGGAACGGGAAAAGGCUGAUAAUAGCACUGUCAGAGGCUUUGUAAGUGUUCAACAGUCCUGAAGGUCUCCCUUCAUUCAGGUAGGGGUCAAGUUUGCUCGAGGGCGGGAGGAGGAGAGUCUGUAAUAGCUCCUUUUGUGUCCAUAUGUUUGUGCAUAUGCCCUUGUGAGAGUAGAGUAUGCAUAUGUGCAUAUAUUGUUGAUCACCAGGCAAGGGCAAACUGCGGCAUUGGUCAAGUCCGCCUUGAAUCCGGGAGAUACUGGAAAUGACUUGCAGUGUUACUGGGCACCUACCAUUUUUUACCAAUUGUGAGAUAGCAGAGAGUUAAGCGGACCUACCCUUAAAUGGUGUUUGGUGCAAAUACUUGUGUAGUGUUAAUUAUAAAAAGACGGGGCAUGCAAACACAGACUUAAGACGGAAGUCCUAACUUCCUUCUUGUUUGCAUGCGUCUUUUUAUAAUGAGUAUGUACCAACUAGCUCAGCCUUCUGUUAUUCUAAGCUCAUGUAGUUCUAGAUGAUGAAAGAAGGGCGCUAUCUUAAGCAACCCCCCGGCAGAGCCACGUGCUCAGUGCCAUGUACUUGUCUUGCGAAGGUGGCCUCCCCUUUCUGCUCCUAUCACUCCCCAUGCCACUGCACCGUGCCCCUAUGAGUUGCAGAAAUAACCAUAUUUCUUAAGCUUUAAAGGUUUGUGAAAAGUAAACGAAGCUCCCCGGUUGUAAUUUUUCCUGCUUCAAUAAGGAUUAGACAUGCCGAUUCUGAACUAUUUCGGUGCACUAUCUGGUCUGUAAUCAAUGACACUCCUUUGAAAUCGCAGUUUCCUUGAGCUCCUAAACAACCAUGCAGCACCACCGGUCGCCAUAAGCACUAACGUGUGACAUCGGUGUGACGUCAUGCUAAGAGAUGUUAUAAACACAGUGUGAGUUUUGUUUUGCUCUUCAAUAAUAAAUUAUAAAAAUCUAGUAAAGUAAAAAUAACACUGCAAUUUUGGUGCUCUGCAUUGUAUACUGUGCAAGUACAGCAAAUGAUCUGCUUUGGUUCUGCUUUCAAGUACGUCGAGGCUCCAACACGUGUUGCCUUUUUCAGUUGGUGCAGUGUUCCAGUUUUUUUUUCUUAAUGGCUGCUAUACGUUGUUUCACAGGGUGUCUCAAUGGCUUAGUCCUCACUAUGCCUAUACCGUGUGCGUCGUUAGACAGUGCCACGCGACUUACCAAAGUAGAAACAAUGUUUGUGACAUGGUUAAGGUACUGCAAUCGAAGCAAUAUGAUGCUACAAACCUCUGUCAACUAUGGCACAGCAAACAUUAUGUCGCUAUGUAUUGUUGGUGACAGAUUUUCGAUUGGCUGACUUGGUGACGACAGCUGUACAGUUAAGGGGAAUGCGAACUGGGGAAUCUAGAUUGUGCUUUUAUAGUUAUUAAAUGAACCUGCGAGAUGAAAUGAGUCAAGGUGCAGUAUUGAAUGGGCGGCCAAGAUUCAGAACACAUGUAGUUGAAAUUUUUCUGUAAAUGUGUCAUGACCCCGUUUCACGACCUGCUUCAAAACCCGAAAAAGGGCCCUGGAACCCUUUUUUAGCAUUGUCAGAAAAUGCCUAUCGGCAGUCCAGGCUUCCGAGAACACACAAGCCAAAUAUUAAAGUGUAGCAUGUGGGCUAGUAUAUACAAUAAAUUCUCUGUCAGCUAUAAAUUGCUUUUUUUUCUCUCUUGACAUAUGAUGCUGUAUACUAAAGAAUUUGUGCCACAGACCCAAGUAUCAUUCCAUUGGCUGAUUGUAGUAUGGUGUGCUCGGGAGUUACUGGGAUCGCCACAGUAUGGAACCGCUGGCGAUCACAUGUUAAAACCGUGCAGUCAAAGAAAAAAAAAGGGUAAAAGUGCCCAAGGUCAAGAGAGGCGAGUGACAUAAAUUUUUACCCAGUGCCACCUCUCCCUGCUUAGUUUAAAUCCCACCACUUUUGUUCGGAAAAACAAGGGAAAGCAACUGCAGUGUGCAACUAACCUCCGCUCGUACUGGAUGGGUUCUAAAAAGUGUUGCAACGGUCAGUUCGUGAGACAAUAAGCCUUUUUACGGCAGGGCCUCUAUAAACCACAGUCAGAGGGUCAGAGCUGGGUAGCCUUCUUUGUUUCUCUUCAGUCUUCUUUUCAUCCUCUUUUUUUUUAUGUCUUUCCAGUGUUUUGUUGUUGUUUUUUGCUCGUUAUUUCCAUUUAUGUUGAUCUUCCUUCUUAUUCUUUAUGAUCAAACCUGUUUGUGCUCGUCCAACACUCCUGCAAACAGCCUGGUCUUGCUAGGGUGUCUUUCUUCACUGCGAGGUAUAUUAAGGGUAUUAAAGUACACAAAGUUGCCUUACAUAUUUGGAGAAACCUUGACGUUUUAUGUUGCAUUUUUGCUAGAGCUGGGCAAAUAGCAAAAUCCUGGGUGCAAAUU